Messenger RNA from Podospora pseudocomata, 926 nucleotides. RefSeq lists its product as uncharacterized. The record is from RefSeq and is a predicted model, not a curated record. NCBI's taxonomy places the organism in Eukaryota, Fungi, Ascomycota, Sordariomycetes, Sordariales, Podosporaceae. The transcript is spliced from 2 exons. Bases 1 to 186 code for a protein of 61 amino acids.
AUGGGACCGUUUCAGACUGACAUUUAUUGGGCUUUGGCGGACAGGGAUUCAGGGAGAUCAGUGUCGUCGUUGUUUUUGCCGAUCUUUUUCCUGUUGUUCUCUACCUACUUCCCGAAUCCGAUCCAAAAUGUCACGACAGCCACAGAUGAUCAACAGUUAUGCACCCACAUUUGCAGAGAUUUUUGAGAGUUCUAGAAUUGUGGCUGUGCGGUUUUGGCCCUCCGUGGAGGGGGAAGAAAAAAAAAUCGCAAGCAUCUCCCUCCCUAUUCUCGCUCCGUUCUCAUAUCAUCUACCAGAUUGAAGGGAUGGGACGCGCAAAUCGCCUCAAGUUCCGUGCAUGAUUUUCUCGCAGCGGGAGGAAAGGAAGGCCGAAUUAGUUGCGACAAGCACAGCCAAUUUACUUCAUACCUACCUCGAUGGCAUAGGAAGAACGAUGAUGGGGUUUGAGACGGACCGAGGCUGGUGGUACAGAUAUCGGCCCAGGUUUCGGAUCAUGCCAGUCGCCUUUGUCCGUCGCAGGUUCGAAGUGUGAUUGAUGAUGCCGAAUAGAUGGAGGAGCACACACACCGGAAAAGCUGAGAUGUGUCUUUCGGACAUGGAACAUCAUGAUGUUGACCUUGACGUCUAGCUUUCACCAUCGCUUGUUCGUCUUGACUUACCCCCUUUUAUUUUUUUUAUUUUUCCUGUCUUGGCGCUCACCAAACAACUAUCACCCAGUAUUCAGGACGAUUGACGGAUGCUUGAGGCAAUGACAUGAUCAGCUUGUGCAACGACCCUAAUCGCAAAGAGCUGGGGGCCAUGGUUCAUGAUCCUCAAGCGGUAAGCUUUCGACAGAUGGGACCCUGAAAAGUGACACGAACUCUUUUUUCCUAGGUCCUCAACAACAUAUCACGAGCCACCACCACCACCACCGGAGGAAAAACAUC